AUGGUGGACAAGGGAUUUGGCUCUACUGGGACCUCCAAUAUAUUUUGCUCUCUAAAUCUUGGUACCCGACCCCUAUUGAAGCUCAGGAUUGAAGGAAAAACUAUAUCUGGUCUCCUAGAUACUGGUGCUGAUCAUAGUAUCAUCAGUAUCAGAGAUUGGCCCUCUUGUUGGCCUAAGCAACAGUCACAAGAAACUCUGAGAGGACUCGGGUACUCUCAGAUGCCUGAAAUGAGUUCCCGCUUCCUAUAUUGGAAGGACGAGGAAGGACAUUCUGGCCAGUUUCAGCCAUAUGUGUUGGCUGUUCUGGUCUCUCUGUGGGGCCGUGAUAUGAUGACUCAGAUGGGCUUUGUUCUGACUAAUGAAGGAGGCUAUGGCAGCAAGGCCUGUGACAUGAUGCUGGACAUGGGAUAUAUUCCCAGAAAACGGUUAGGGCAAUUUCUGCAAGGUAGAACCUCUCCAGUGCCGGUUUGCAAAAAGAAUGAUCAGGCUGGACUGGGUUUUUCCUAG
Mus caroli (Ryukyu mouse) is the source of this 507-nucleotide messenger RNA. Its product is annotated as endogenous retrovirus group K member 7 Pro protein-like. The record is from RefSeq and is a predicted model, not a curated record. Lineage: Eukaryota; Metazoa; Chordata; Mammalia; Rodentia; Muridae. Gene Ontology annotation, molecular function: nucleic acid binding; aspartic-type endopeptidase activity. Gene Ontology annotation, biological process: proteolysis.